CCACACUUUUCUUUUUUUUUCCAAAAACAAUGACUGUUACUGAAGAUUCCCGUGCCGCGCUCGCGCAGCUCGAGACCAUCCAGAGCACCAAUGCAGACCUCAAGGGCGCCCGCAACCUCGAGCUGAUCAUCCAGCUGCUCAAGAGCCCUUUCUUCCAGUCUGUCGCCAAGGUGUACGACGCCUUCCAAACGAGUCUGCCCGCCGCUCCUGAGGCCGCGCCGACGCCCGCCGCCAACCGCGGUGGUAUCACUGCCACCUCGCAAGCGGUCGAGAACGCUACAGUUGCCGCUUUCGGUGCUGGCGAUGAGACCAAGGACCACCGUGUCAUUGUGCUCACCAAGGGCACCCAGGGUCUUGGCUUCAACAUUAUGGGCGGUGCCGAGCAGAACUGCCCCAUUUUUAUCUCGCGCAUUGCCGAAAACGGUGUCGCCUUCAAGGACGGCAACCUGAAGCGCGGCGACCAGCUUCAAUCCGUCAACGGCAUUGACGUGACGAAGGCGACUCACGAACGAGCAGUCGAGAUUCUCAAGUCGUCUGUUGGCUCUGUCACUCUUACCGUCAAGUUCAACUUGCAAAUGUUGGAGGAGCUCGAGCGCAUGUUUGCCGAGAAGCGAGAGUCCAUCAAGAACCCCAAGUAACAAACUCAAAAUCAACCCCCCCCCCCAAACACAUAUACAUGGCAAAAGCCGUCCUUGUCGGAGAAUGAAAAGCACAGGUUGAUCCGUUUGUUGAUGUUUCUCCCCCAAAUGUCACUUUUGAGAAAGUCUCGAAUUUCACUGCG
Molecule: messenger RNA, 781 nt
Organism: Capsaspora owczarzaki ATCC 30864
Lineage: Eukaryota; Filasterea; Ministeriida; Capsasporidae
Product: veli-PA
Exons: 4
Coding region: 30-638 (202 amino acids)
Biological process (GO): protein localization to basolateral plasma membrane; neurotransmitter secretion; maintenance of epithelial cell apical/basal polarity
Cellular component (GO): basolateral plasma membrane; cell-cell junction; synapse
Molecular function (GO): protein binding
Source: RefSeq, a predicted model, not a curated record